Messenger RNA from Cyprinodon variegatus (sheepshead minnow), 1658 nucleotides. It is a transcript of the gene odad3, whose product is annotated as coiled-coil domain containing 151. Bases 100 to 1188 code for a protein of 362 amino acids. Gene Ontology annotation, biological process: cilium movement; outer dynein arm assembly. The transcript is spliced from 9 exons. NCBI's taxonomy places the organism in Eukaryota, Metazoa, Chordata, Actinopteri, Cyprinodontiformes, Cyprinodontidae. Gene Ontology annotation, cellular component: cilium. The record is from RefSeq and is a predicted model, not a curated record.
UUCGUCGAACGAGAAUAUAAGGUGCUGUUCAAAAAACGGCGCCUCAAUGCCAUAAAACACACCACCCAAACCUACCAGCAGCAACUGGAUGAACUGAAGAUGGAAGAAGAGAAGAUAAAGAAACUGCUCACUUGUGAGAAAGAAGAAGAAGCAAUGAAAUUACGAGCUUUGGAGAACCGACUGGAGAAAUUUCAGGUCAAAUAUCAUGAGGCUGAAAAGAUCAACUUAAACUAUCUGAAACUCAAAAGUCACCUACAGCAGGAGAGUGUGACUUACGGAAAACAGAUCGAGAGUUUGGAAGAAGAAAAUCAGAAGCACAGAGAGAAGCUUGACAAUAUGCAGGUCAUGAAUAAUAAUGCUCAGCUCGCCAAAGAAGCUACAAAGGCUGAGUUACAGCAGCUGCAGAGGGAGAUGUCCAAAAAAGAAAAUGAGAGGAAGAAAAUCAUAGCCAGGUUGAGGCACAAGGGUGAAGAACUCAAGAGUCAAGCUGAGAAGGCGGAGAAAAAUGUUCAAAAGACAAUAACACAGCCAGAUGAUUUGGACUUUGACACCCAGCAAGUCCGUCCUGAGAUCACUGAGGAAGAAGAGAACAACAUCUUCCCCUAUGAGAAGGCUUUCAGGAGAAUCAGUGAAGCAACAGGAUGCACAGAUAUGCAGGAGUUUGUGAAGCAGUUUAUCUUACAGGACGAGAAAUAUCAGCAUUUUGAGAAGCUUAAACAAGAGAAUGAGGAGGUCCUGUUGGAGCUGAAGAAGGAGAAGGAGCUCAGAAUUCAACAGUUUGAGGACAUGAAAUACUCUGAGGAAGCUAAACUGUCCAGUGACAUGAAGAUGUUGGAGAAAAGCGAGCAUCAGCUGCAGAUUCAGCAGCAGAGUCGCGAUGCAGCUGCGGAACGCCUGGCCGGGCUUAAGAAGACCCUUAGCUCCAUCAAAGUUCAACUUGGAAACCUGGCAGAGAAACUGCAGCACAUCAACCUUCCUGAGGACAAAUCUAUUAAAGUCCAUCCAGAUUCAGAUCAGUUUGUGCUGGAGCUUCUCACAGAGUGUGAGCUGAAAAUACAGAUCUUACAAGAGGAUCCUGAGGGAAAGGACCUAAAGAUGAAAAGGGAUGAGCUCUUUGCCAAGGUUGAAAACAAAAGUGAAAACCCAGAGAAUCAAACACAGGAGCUCGGCAAAGAAACAGACUUUUAAUCAUCCUCACAGCCUGUUGGACCAAAUGUAGUAUAUAAUGUUAUCUCAUAUUUAAUCAUUUUUACAAUACCCUUUAUACUGAAUAUCUAUUUGUUUCCCUUAAAAUUGCUAUGGCCUGGUGCUAAUUUCUGUGUUGAGCUGUUGAAACGGAGCGAUCUUGGAGAAAUCUUGGACCAGUCUCCAUGUUGGAAUCUUAUGCAGGGAGUUAAAGUGGGGUUGACAGAGAGCAGCUGUCUCCUCACUCUUGACAAGGGUGAAAUAGAUAGAUAGCAUGCCUUUUAAAGUGCUUAUUCUUGUGUAAAUCUGUCACAAAGAUAUUGUUGCUGCUGUUUGUCCCCUCCCUUUAGAUCAGCAACAUUCAUGUAAGUAGGGACCUCCUUUAUUGAAAUAAAAAUAAAGGAUUUGGCAGAGUGUGUUUGAGAGCGGUAGGAGAUUUUAACUGAACACAUCUCUGUCCGUUCUGCUCGAGU